This is a messenger RNA of Rattus norvegicus (Norway rat), 7143 nucleotides long. Lineage: Eukaryota; Metazoa; Chordata; Mammalia; Rodentia; Muridae. The record is from RefSeq and is a predicted model, not a curated record.
UCUGUAGUCUGUCUGUGCCUGCGUCCGAAGGCGAGGGGACCAGCCAGAACAGACCGCGUGGCGUCCAGAGCAAGGCCAGGGGGAUGGAACCUUCUGCCGCUGACUCGGAAGCUCCAUAUUUUCAGAACGUGCACAUUGAAAGGAGUCUAGAGAGAUGGCCCAGGGGGUAAAGGAAGUGCUUACUACGCCAUCGCGAGGACAACGAUCCCCAGCACCCCUGUGAAAAGCUGCCUCUCACCUGCCCUUCUAGUGGGGAGAGGCAAGGACAGGAGGAUCCUGGGAACUCACCGUUCAGUUUUCCUUUCUGCCGUUCGUGAUUAAGAUUGAUUUAACAUUAUUGCACGUGUCUGAGUAACAUCCAGGGAGCCCAGAAAAUGGUAGCAAAUCCCCCCGCAACUGGAGUUUCAGAUGGUCGUGAGCACGUGCCGGGUGGGUGCCGGGUACCGAACGUGGGUCCUCUGCAAGAGCAGCCAGGGCUUUUAAAGGCUGAGCCAUCUUUCCAGUCCCAAGCUAUGCUUGAUGGAUCCGUAAACAGCAGGUCCAAUAGGAGACCUUUGUCUCAAUAAAUACAGUAAAGACUGACUGAGGAAGACACCGGAAGCCUGGCACCCACAUGCACACACACGUGUGUGAGCGAGAGAAUACACGUGCGUACACUACAUACAUAUGCACAAUGUUUUUCAAAAGGUAAAAGAGAAAAUGGGCAAACCUGGCCAAUCUGACUAAGCGUGUUGCUCGCUUACUGAGGAUAGAGGACCCUCUAGCAUGCUACAUAGGCUCUAAUCUUAUUGGGUAAAUAUAACGCCAUCCAUGCUUUGGUCUCAAUGUGAGAUUAACCAAACUAGCAUCUCUACCUGAUUUCUGUCUACAGCCCUCUGUCUGAAGAGGUGCGAGUCUGUGGCUAGGACAGUCUCGCCUUGCCUGUUACUGGGAAGUGGGACGUGGAGAGGUGAGCCUGCGACAGUAUCUCACUAGCUUUAUAUAAUCGAAUGGAGGCCUGCCUGGCUGGCCUGCUAGGUCACAAGGUUGUCACAAGAUGCAAAGAUCAAGUGAGAGAACUCUGGGGAGGUAAGGGUGUGUGUCAGUUACAAUUCUGUUGCUGUGGUAAAACACCAUGAAAAAGAGCAGCUAUUUGACAGAGCCCAUCAAGUCGACUGAGGAUAAGUAAGGUAUGGUGGCUGAGAAAUGGAAUGAGGCUUUAUCUCAGAGUAGGCUCCCAGUGGUGGGCCUCCUCCCUCAAGGCUGCACUUCCCCAAAUGGUGCCACCGACAGGGGACCAAGUGUUCAAAUGCCUGAGAUGGUGGGGUGUUUCUCAUUUAAUCUGCCACUGUGCGUAUGUGUGUCUCUGUGUGUGUGUGUCUGAGUAUCCGUGUGUGUAAGUGUGUGUAUGUAUGUGUGUCUAUGUCUGUGUCUGUGUAUCUGUAUCUCUCUCUCUGUCUCUGUCUCUGUCUCUGUCUGUGUGUGUAUGUAUGUGUAUCUAUGUCUGUGUCUGUGUAUCUGUAUAUCUGUCUCUGUGUGUGUGUGUGUGUCUGUGUAUCCAUGUGCAUGUGUGUAUGUAUGUGUGUCUAUGUCUGUGUGUAUCUGUAUAUCUGUGUGUGUAUCUUUGUGUGUGUGUGUGUAUGUAUGUGUAUUUAUGUCUGUGUCUGUGUAUCUGUAUAUCUGUCUCUCUGUGUGUGUGUCUGUGUAUCCAUGUGCGUAUGUGUGUAUGUGUAUCUAUGUCUGUGUCUGUGUGUCUGUAUCUCUCUCUCUCUCUGUGCAUGUCUAUGUAUCCGUGUGCGUAUGUGUGUGUAUGUAUGUGUGUCUAUGUCUGUGUAUGUGUGUCUGUGUCUGUGUAUCUGUAUAUCUGUUUCUGUGUAUCUGUAUAUGUGUGUGUGUAUGUAUGUGUGUCUAUGUCUGUGUCUGUGUAUCUGUAUAUGUGUGUGUGUAUGUAUGUGUGUCUAUGUCUGUGUCUGUGUAUCUGUAUAUCUGUGUGUGUAUCUCUCUCUCUCUCUGUGUAAGUGUGUGUAUGUCUGUGUGUCUAUAUCUGUGUGUGUGUAUCUGUGUGUGUGUGUAUCUCUCUGUGUAUCUCUCUCUCUGUGUGUGUAUCUCUCUCUCUCUCGUGUCUGUGUAUCCAUGUGUGUAUGUGUGUGUAUGUCUCUGUGUGUAUGUCUGUGUGUGUGUAUCUGUAUAUCUGUGUGUGUGUGUAUCUCUCUGUGUGUGUAUGUGUGUGUGUGUGUUGCUCUCUAGCUAUCCUGUGAUGAAAAGUUUGGAAGCAACUGUAACAAACCUUGUUACAAACGAGCUAUUUAGAGUCUUAGAUUGAGCAUGGUCCUUACUCAUUUGAUAAAGCGAGUGGCUCUCCACGUCCCUAAGAUAAUGACCCUUUAAUAGAGUUCCUCAUGUUGUGGUGACCCUCAACCAUAAAAUCAUCUUAUGGCUACUUCAUAACUGUAAUUUCGCUACUCUUGUGAAUCACAGUGUAAAUAUCUGAUGUGCGGGGUGUCUGAUGACACCAACCCCAAAUGUGUGAGGGUCAUCCAACCUCUAAAGGGUCAAGACCCACAGGCUGAGAACCACUGAUUUAAUACGUAAAUGAGGCUCAAAGGGCCACAGCGAACCCAGAAUUCAGAACGUGCUCAGAAGUCUCAGUGGGGGUUGGAACCUCUCCUUAAUUCACAGAGGAGAGAGCUUCAAAGGGGACGGAGGGGACGGAGGGGACGUGCUGUCCAGGAUUCAGCACGCUGAGGGGCUCCAGAGCAUCGUGGACUUUCCCAGUGUGAAGGUCUCCUCACGCUGGCUGGCUUUCAUACAUCAAACUUGAAGAGCGCCAAAGAUAAACAUUUUGAAUUUGUUUCAAUAUUAUGAUUUUUAAUUUUCCACUCUUAUUAAUGUCUUUCAAGCACUAAAGCAGAUAGCCCCUUGGUGCCUGCAGUCCUGGGUUGAACCACUUGGAAGCUAACAUCCAGUUGUGCCCUCUUGGUAAAGCUAGUAUUCCACUGUAUUACUGGAAGCUGACGAGCUCGGUCCCCCCAAUAUAUCCUAACCCCCCAAAUCAUUUUCAUAGAACGAGGUCUUUUCUUUUUCCUCCCUCCCUCCCUUUCUUUCUUUCUUUCUUUCUUUCUUCCUUUCUUUCUCUCUUUCUUUUUUUUUUAAAAAGGAGUUCUAACGAGAGCAAAUUUGCUAGUAAUUAGAUGAGCCAGUCGUGUCUUCCAGCGCUUUCGAAGCUUGGAAUUCACCAGAAACCCUCAUAGCAUUAAUUAAAAAGAAUUUAUGUUUUUUUAAUAAAAUGCUUCAUGUUUUAGCUCCUUUAUUCCUGCACCAAAUGUGAUUAUGUGGGGGCUGAAGGGAAUUCAGGUUAAUAUGUUGACACACUUAACAAUGCGAGGUCAUGCUGCACAAUACGCUUCGCUGGUUUGGUUCAGUACACCCCCUGACAGGGCCUAAUCAUCCUGUGCCCUAAAGGCAGAGGCAAAGAGAGGAUUUUAAUUACUGCUCUGUAUGCAAGUUUGCCAGCAUUAAAUUGAGACAUAAUUAGGCCUCUGAAUUUUAAUAAUUGUCCUAGCUAAUUGGGCAGACAAGUACGUUAUGCGGCAUGCCGUGAUUAGAUAAUUAGUAUUUCCAAAUGACAAAAUUGGGCUCUUGAUUACAAAUUCUACAUGAAGGGGAAGGUAGUGAGCAGAUCUUUACAAGUCUAUUAAGGGAGAGUUUAGCGAUGGUGGUAAUUUAGUGUUCAUCAGGAAGCCAAGUCUCAUUCUCACAGAGCUGGUGUCUGGGACAAGGGCCUCUGGCCCGUGCUGCCUUCCACUGCGGCUGUUCCCCAGGCUGCUCUUUGCCUUCUAUAGAUUCUCCCCUCUGCCCAGUUUAGUAGCCCUUACUGACCUUGGCUAAAGCCAUGUGGGUGUAGAGCAGGUGGUAACUCUGAAAAAAGAAACCUAGAACUUGGAGAGAAAGCAGAGGAGACAUUCCCAGGUCAGGGAUUCCCACUGACGCUUUCUCUUGCAAGUAGCUGUUUGAUUGUUUACUCAUUCAUUCUCUGCCCCGACCUCACCACAGAAAAAAGUCAUCCCAGGCUGGCCUGGAACUCACUAUGUUGUCCAGACUGGCUUCUGACUCCAUUCCUCCUGCCUCAGCCUCCCAGCUUACUGGGACGGAGUGAGCUCUGGUUCCUGGCUUUCUUUCUUUACACUUCAUCCAGAAUUCACGUUUCCUCCUUUUAUCACUGUCCCAGUAAAAUAGUUUAAAAACAAAGCAAAACCAAAAACCAAUCACCAUUGCCAUUUUACAUUUCUAGAAUAUCACGUUAUUGGGGUGAGGAGCUUGAGCAUUCAAGACUGUCAGGGUUUGGAUACCCAAAAAGGCUUGCUCCUGCAGUCAUGGUAACAGGUGGCUGCCUUCUGAGGAUAGUGGGGACUGUACUGUAACUGAAUGGAGUGUUAGGAUAUAGGACAGAGCUGGAGGGAAGGAUGUCACCAGGAUGCCUUUGAAAAGCAUCAUCUCUUCCUGACCACCAUGAGCUGAGCUGAGCUGUUCUGUGCUGCCACGUUCCAGGCUGGCUUUGGGCCAACAGCAGCUGAACUCACUCUCGGAGGGUAAGAAUGAAAAGAAACAUUUUUUUUUUUAACCCUGCUUGGCUAAGAAGGAAAGGAAACAUUUUCUCCCUAGUUUCUCUAAGGGUUUGUCAGAGCAAGGGAUAGCUAACACAGUCUUCUCUUGGUUUGAGGGUAUCGCUUAAGAGUUACAUGACCCUUGAUAAGUUACUUAGUGUCUGCCUCAGCUUCAUCACCGGCAAGAUGAAGAAUCUUUUCUGUUAAGACUGUUGAUGUGAUUAAACAAAAUAAUUUACAGCACUGUGCCUGGCAAGGACUAAGUGCUCAAUAAUAUUAGUAGCCAGUUAAUGCAUAUGAAGUUAGUAACAGUGAAAGAUACAGAGGAAAGGUAGUGAGCUGGCUUCUUGCUGUGCCAGCCUUCAAAUGAAACAAGAGUCCCUAGUCACAGUGUUUUCUGAGAGAGGACUACGGAAACUCUUAUGCUGAGGGCGGUCUAACAGCUCCAGGUAUCCUGCAAUCCAAAUGCCCAGUCAGCUUCCUUUUCUACAUAGUCUUCCUCAGCCUCAGUGAAGGUGGUAUACAUUCUGUCUCUCCAUGGGUUCUGCCUCUGCCGGUCACAGUCGCCGACUUACUCUGCACGUUAUCACACUGUUGCCACAGAAGUUGACGUCUAGGUACCUAAGUCUUCUUAAGGUUUUAAAUCAGUGCAUUGAGAAAUUAAACCCAGGAUUUGUAAGAGACUACGUGUCUCUAGGGUUGUUUCUCAAGCAAAAAGGACGUUAGGUUGGAUGCAAAGCAGAAUCUUUGCAAAAAUGAUUGUAGCCGGUUCCUGGGUGACUGCUGGACAGUUUGUUAAGGGGAAUUCAGAAUUCCUAGAUCUAUAUAUUUCUGACAAUUCAGAAGGAAGAUUAAAAAAAAACAAUGUUUCCAUGGUUUGGUUCAGACUGGGCCAGUAUCUUACGAUUUUCUGUUUGCCAUGAUUGAGUGAUGAUGAAAUUCUGGUAGGUUCCGAUUCAUAAUACAACGCACCCCAUAGCGCAUACUCAAUAUGGUCCGGACAGCACCUCUACAGCACAAAAACAGCAGAGAGGGGAUAAGACCUUGAGGCCUGAGGAAGAAGGGACACUGUGGGUGGAACCCAACCAUUUUGUUGACGCUUGGAAAGAUUCUAGGGCAUGGGGGCGGGGACGUGAAGAGUAAUCCCGGUACACAGUACACAGUAGAGGAACCUCUCCUCUGAGCUGAGGACUACCAUUCUCCUGCCAGUUCACAGCCCCCACUGCUCUGGGGUAGCGAGUGUCUGAGAGACGUGCAGAGCCCUCAUUCCAAUUGCCAGAGGAAGCAUCACUAGGGAGGGAGGGAUAACUGUCAUAAGGAUUUUUCUCCCCUGACAUACAAUGCUGAAGCUUCUCUCCCUCUCUCUCUCUCCCUCUCUCUCCUUUUUUUUUUUCCUGAAGAAGUGCGUUUAUGACUGAUCGCUCAACACCUUGUUGGUUCUGAUUGCAGAAAACACACCUUAUAAAUAUAUGAUAACCAUCCUGUAAUAGUGAGUGUGACAAUUUACUUCACAGUGCGUUUCGGGCUGCUAAUUGAUCGUUUCAGUCCAGGGACGAUUUGGAAUAAAUUAUAGCCAUCAAAAGGAUAUCACAGCUCAUUUUGGUGGAAGGGUUUCCACGUCGCUUCGCGUUCAUCUCCGGAAGAGGGCCGAUUACACCCGGCGGGCUGGGAGGCGGGGAGGGAGAGGGACCCGAGUGGAGGCGGCCGGUGGGUGGAGCUUGAACAGCUAGGGGCAGGUCCCGGGGAGGAGCCAUCCACGGGGCGUGGCCGUUAUGUGGGCGGGGUCACAGUGAGGGCGGGGCCUGGCGGUGGCGCACGCGCUGCAGCUCCGCGGCCGGACAGUAGAGGCCUCCCUUCCGCGGAGGCACUGCUGGCUGCUCCGCUACCCGGCGAGGUCCCGGCGCGGCUGGCCUGGCGCGCGGUUCCCGGGCCGCUGUCUCCCGCUGCAGGCGGCGGCUCCGGGCCUCGGAGGGGCAAGCGUUGACUCCUGUCGGAACGUAGUGGAAGAUCAAGCAGAGACCGCUUGCUCCUGAGGAUGGAGAAGACUUGAAGUUAACCCAGAUCCAGAGCUGUUAGUAGUUAGAACUACCAAUGCCUUCAAGGACGGGGAGUUUAGAAGACUACAAGGGAAAGGAAGGACUUCACCUCCGAUAUCCCUUCAGAGAUAGCUGAAUCACGGUGUGCUGGAAAGAAAUUCAUCAGAAGAAAAAGUCUAAAGAAAUAGCUCUUUGGGAAGGAAAAUAAUUCAGGCUUCUAAUGUGAGGAAAAACACGGAAUGACAAGUGUGGGAAAGAGCAAGCACUAAAUUACUGUCAGAAAAAUAAACGGAGCAGCACAGUGGUGCUCGGUGAUUUACGGGGGCAAUUAGUCACCACCCCACAGCGCCGUGGAGGACGGUCUGCGGCCUUGCAGCAGGCACAUCAGGCCCAUGAGGAGGAAGAGCUCCAGAUGACUUUUCAAACAAGAGAAUCGUCGGUGAGCACACGAGGGUCUGUGUUCAUUCUGGGUGUCUACCCUCCCAUGCCCCACCAGCUUGAUAAAUAAACAGACUUCCGGUGCA